Molecule: messenger RNA, 1736 nt
Organism: Solanum dulcamara
Lineage: Eukaryota; Viridiplantae; Streptophyta; Magnoliopsida; Solanales; Solanaceae
Product: anthranilate phosphoribosyltransferase, chloroplastic-like
Exons: 10
Coding region: 31-1353 (440 amino acids)
Biological process (GO): L-tryptophan biosynthetic process
Cellular component (GO): cytosol
Molecular function (GO): anthranilate phosphoribosyltransferase activity
Source: RefSeq, a predicted model, not a curated record
UUCAUCUCACAUCCUUUACUAACAACAACAAUGGCGGUGUUUGGAGUCUUUACCCUCACCCCCAUUGUUUUUUCCUACAAAAUUUCCCAUUUGCAAACUCAAAAAUAUAGGAGAUUGAAUUGUGUAGCCACUCAUUUGCAUUUGCCUCCCUCUCCUUCUCCACUACACCUUCCUAUUUUAUCAUCUAACCAGUUGAUGGAGCGGUUGUUGAAUAAGGAGGACUUGAAUGAAGCAGAAGCAGAGGCAUCACUGGAUUUCUUGCUAAAAGAUGGCAGUGAAGCUCUCAUUAGCGCUUUUCUUGUUCUCUUAAGAGCUAAAGGCGAAACCUUUCGAGAAGUUGUAGGGCUGGCAAGAUCAAUGAUCAAAUGUUGCAGAAAGGUUGAAGGCCUGAACGAUUCCGUGGACAUAGUUGGAACGGGGGGCGAUGGUGCCAAUACAGUGAAUAUUUCUACGGGAGCAGCUAUUCUUGCUGCAGCUUCUGGUGCUAAAGUUGCUAAGCAAGGGAAUAGGUCCAGUUCUUCUGCUUGUGGAAGUGCUGAUGUUUUGGAAGCCCUUGGAGUUGCCAUUGAAUUAAAUCCUGAGGGGGUCAAGAAAUGCGUGGAAGAAGUUGGGAUAGGUUUCAUGAUGUCGCCGCACUACCAUCCAGCAAUGAGGAUAGUCACACCUGUGAGGAGGAAGCUUAGAGUGAAGACUAUUUUUAACAUCCUAGGGCCUUUGCUGAACCCUGCUUGGGUACCUUUUGCUGUUGUUGGAGUGUACAAAGAAGAUAUAGUCAGCAGGAUGGCCAAAGCACUACAAAGUUAUGGCAUGGAGAGAGCGUUAGUUGUUCAUUCUGAAGGUUUAGAUGAAAUGAGUCCUCUUGGACCUGGAAUAGUCUUUGAUGUUACACCUGAAAAGAUAGAGAAAUUCUCUUUCGACCCACUUGAUUUUGGUAUACCUCGCUGCACUUUAAGGAACCUUAAAGGGGGAGGGCCGGAGUACAAUGCAGAGGUACUAAGGCGUGUGCUUUCAGGUGAAAGAGGGCCAAUUGCAGAUGCAUUGAUACUGAAUGCUGCAGCAGCACUAUUAGUCAUUGGGCGAGUUGGUAACUUAGGUGAAGGAGUAGCAGUGGCCCGUAAGACACAUCAAUCAGGGAAAGCUCUCAAUACUCUUAACCAUUGGAUUGCUGUUUCGACGGGAUAUUAUAUUACAUUUAUAACAAAAGAGACAUACAAGGAGCGAGAUGUUGCGGAAAUACUCACAGAUCAGUGUUAUUUAUCAUACAUGUGGUGGGUAUUUGUAGAGCCUAGCCUAGGGAGACUCAUAAGCAGUCAUUACAAAAAGAGAUGUUCUGGGAAGCGUUAUAGCAUGUGACACGUCUUGAUUCAGUAGUGUUAGACUGAUCUUUUUCCAGCGGAGUAUUGACAAAAAGAGAGGGUUGCUCCAACACAAAGGAAGGUGAAGUUGUAAGACGACAUCCUUGUUUAGCAAGUACAUUAGCCACAACAUUUUGCUCCCAGUAUGCAUGUUGGAUGGUUGGAUUAGCGGAAGUGCCUGCAAUCAGUGAUGAGAUUAGCAUAUAGUUGAUUGUUCUUAUUUACUAGUAGUGCAAGUACUUGUUUGCAUCAGUAUUGAUAUGUAAAGCUUGAAGCCCAUUCUGUCUGCUAUUCCUAAACCCAUGUAGUAAAGCAUGGAGCGUCUCGAUUGAGUUGGCAUUCAUAAUAAAGCCAUAGAAAUCCGAAACCCAGUUUCCUAAA